GCUACCUCCCGCCGCUGGCGGCGCCUCUCAAGAAUAACCCCCGCUGCUUCAGCGGCGACGCGGGUGGGGAUGACAAAAAACCGUCCAUGUGGCAACAUACUAUUGGCCGGUGUACCGCUGAUCUGGUACACCGGGUGUAGCUUUCGGAGAUUCUGAGACGGGGUUGUGGAUCGCGAUGGGUUACACUCUUCCGAAGGAUUCUCUUUUCCUUGGAUUUGACUGCUCUACCCAGUCACUAAAGGCAACAGUGCUGGAUGCCAACCUUGUUAUUGUUGCUUCAGAAUUUGUCCAUUUUGAUUCUGAAUUGCCACGCUACAACACCAAAGAUGGGGUCUACAGAGACCCCAUGGUCGAUGGUAGGAUUGUUUCCCCUACCUUGAUGUGGGUGGAGGCUCUGGACCUCUUACUUGAAAAAUUAGAAGCAAAAGUGGACUACAGAAAAGUUGCAGCCAUUUCAGGGAGUGCACAGCAACAUGGCACUGUGUACUGGAAGAAGGGCAGUAAAGCCAUGUUGGCCUCUUUGGACCCUUGUAAACCUUUGGUAACUCAUGUUGGCGAUGCUUUCUCUCUGAAGGACUCACCAAUAUGGAUGGAUUGUAGCACCACAUCACAGUGCAGAGAAAUAGAAAAUGCUGUGGGUGGCGCAUUCGAGUUAUCAAAACUUACUGGGUCUUGUGCUCAUGAGAGAUAUCCAGGACCUCAGAUUCGGAAAAUAUUUGAAACACAACCAGAUGUUUACAAUGACACUGAGAGGAUCUCACUUGUUAGUUCCUUCAUGGCCUCUCUUCUUAUUGGAGGCCAUGCCAGCAUUGAUGAGACGGAUGGAGCAGGGAUGAACCUGAUGGAUAUUAAACGACGUGUCUGGUCUAAGAUUGCAUUGGAGGCAACAGCACCAGGUUUAGAAGAAAAACUUGGGAAAUUGGCACCAGCUCAUGCAGUUGCUGGUCUGAUAGCUCCUUAUUUUGUUGAGAGGUUCCAGUUUAAAGACAGCUGUCUAAUUAUUCAGUGGUCUGGGGAUAAUCCUAAUAGUUUGGCAGGUUUGGCUCUCCAUUCUCCUGGUGAUAUGGCAAUCAGUCUUGGAACCAGUGAUACAGUCUUUGGGAUAACUAGUGAGCCUCAACCAAGCCUAGAAGGACAUGUUUUCCCUAAUCCUGUUGAUCCAACGUAUUAUAUGGUAAUGCUGGUCUACAAAAAUGGUUCUCUAACUCGAGAAGAUGUGCGCAAUCAGUAUGCAGAGCACUCUUGGGAUGUUUUCAACAAGUAUCUAGAAAAAACACCUCCUCUAAAUGGUGGAAAGUUAGGAUUCUUCUACAAAGAGCACGAAAUAUUGCCUCCCCUGCCGGUUGGGUGCCACCGAUAUGUUCUGGAAAACUUAAGUUGUGACUCACUAGGUGAAAUAAAAGAGCAUGAGGUGCAGGAGUUUGAUCCUCCUUCUGAGGUGCGUGCCAUCAUAGAAGGCCAAUUUCUCUCAAUGCGUGGUCAUGCAGAAAGGAUUGGUAUGCCAACUCCCAAGCGGAUAAUAGCAACUGGUGGGGCAUCAUCAAAUGCAUGCAUACUUAAAGAGAUUGCAAAUAUUUUUGGCUGUCCUGUUUAUACAGUCCAAAGACCUGAUUCUGCUUCUCUGGGUGCUGCGUUGAGGGCAGCUCAUGGGUGGUUGUGCAAUAAAGAAAGUGUUUUUGUUCCCAUCUCAUGCAUGUACGAGGACAAGCUGGAUAAAACAUCGCUCAGUGCAAAACUUGCAAUCCCUGCUGGAGACAGAGAGCUUAUAUCCAAGUAUACAUUGCUGAUGAAAAAGAGAAUGCAGAUUGAGAGAAAUCUUGUUGAUACGUUUGGGCGCAUUUAGGCCAGCUACUGAAAAUUGAUGCAGCGCAUCAGCGAUCUUAUAAACUUACACAAUGAUAAAGUUUAUUCCAGAAUAAAAUAUGCCCCAUUUUAAAUGCA
Phoenix dactylifera (date palm) is the source of this 1941-nucleotide messenger RNA. The record is from RefSeq and is a predicted model, not a curated record. Lineage: Eukaryota; Viridiplantae; Streptophyta; Magnoliopsida; Arecales; Arecaceae.